This is a messenger RNA of Blumeria graminis f. sp. triticale, 2781 nucleotides long. NCBI's taxonomy places the organism in Eukaryota, Fungi, Ascomycota, Leotiomycetes, Helotiales, Erysiphaceae. The record is from the annotation of a GenBank genome assembly.
AUGGAGCAAGAUACUGAUGAAACUUCUGCGGCUCAGGUCCUAACGGGAAAGCAAGAGCAUUAUCUAAAGAGAGAACUCAUAUCUCAACAGGUAAAGUUCGAAAUACUUGAGCUGAAUUCUCCGACUGCUCUGCAAAGAUUUGGCGCGCCAUUCAAGUCAGACUAUGGCGAGGUCUCUCCUCUUAACAGUGAACUACCUAUUUUGCGAUAUCUUUUUGUACAUUUUGUGCGAGAGUUCCCUUUUCUUGACCGCGCAAACGAAAAAGAAUUCUGGCAAGAUAAGAUACAAAUUUUCCUUCAGUUAUUCGCCAACAAACGCAUCUCAUCAUCAGAAGAUCGACUAGAGGAAACAAAGCGCAAAAAACUAUCCACUAAAAGCCAGAAAAUCGUCGAGCUGAUGAUGGUUUCUGGUAUACCAACGGCAAGCGGGUACGAAGAGCGUAUCCGUUUUAGUGAAAUGGAAAUCGUCGAAGCGGGUGCUAUUGAUCCUGGUACCAUUAAUGGUCUCAAGAAAGGAAAUGCCAUAAAUGGAUGGGAUAUAAAUAUUUCUGGUGUACGAGCCGUUAAAGUGAAGAAAAACUUUCGAAAUCACAAGGAAGCUGAAUAUUUGAUUCGCGUUAAACGUAUGGGUCAGCCAGAAAUUUUUGUUAGUAGACGCUACAGCGAUUUUGAGCAGCUUCAAAAAAACAUUACGAUACAACUUCCAGGAAGGGUAGUGCCAGUCUUACCGAAAAAGAUUAAGGAUGACUUUAAAUCAAAUGCAACAGUCGAUACUACUUUUCAGAGUACUGCAGAGAAGAACGAGGUCGAAGGUGCCUCUGAUGAAUCAGGCUCAAUAUCAAGCGUUGCCUCAACAAACAUCACUUCUAGAUUCAGCAUCCAUUCAUUGAAGGGUCAUCGCCGAAAUCCUUCAUCGAGCUCGAGGAAAUUAUCAUCUGCAAGGACUUCAGUAGACGGAAGAAAACAAAGUAGCUUGAUCGGUAUUGAGACAAGCAAGGAAGGAGGUAGCUCGCAUGUUCAAGCGACACCUACAGAGACAACUUCAUUCUGGCGAGAAGCUGAGCGGGUCUCAUUGAGAGCUUUUUUGCGAACUCUUAUUUCCAAUCCUCAGAUGGUGCAGACCAAAGCCAUGGAAAUUUUCCUUACGCAAAAUCCAAUUAUACUUUCAGAAUCAGAUAAAUUGGAUAUUUCCAAUCGCGAGUCACUAGAUGCGAAGAGAAUUGAGGAACAGAAGCAGUUUUACGAGAUUGCCCGUAAAAGAGCCGCCGAACUAGACGUGUAUAUGGAACAAUUCCGUCGCGAAAUCAUAGAGAGCGAUGGUCUCACUAAGCUACUCCAGGAAGUCAAAGAAAAACCCACCAUCCAGGAUAUGAGUAUACAGUAUCGCAAAUUUGCUGAAUGGCUCCGUAUUGAAGUGGCAGCAACUGUCUAUCAUCUUUUCUUAGCAGAAGAUAAUUCCCCAGAACUGUACGCUCAAGCGAAAAGAAUACACUCGAUGGUUCCAUACACCAUCGUCAAGAAUGCCAUUAAAAUUGCAAAUCCUGCUGCAGUUAUAGCAAAAGUCUUGGACAUCUUCAUAGCCAAACCAUUUGGCGCUAGGUCACUGUUACAAAGGAUUUUUGGUCUUGCCCUCAAUGAUGGGGUUCAGGCCCUCCAGAAAACUAUCGAUGUAGUAUUAGCUCAAAUUGAUGAGCCUGUAUUUUACAACAAGAUUAAGAAAUUUGUUGAUGCAGAAGAACCUACUAAGGACAGUAUUCGAUCAGAUGCUGAAGAGAAUGGUGUCGAUAUAAUCAUUUCCAUAUUGCGCUCUGAGAUGAUUGAUCCCCCUCUAAAACCUCAACAAAUCACUAAAAUCUUCAACGCAUAUAUGGCAUGGAAUAAUGCAAUAACUAAUCUAGACGAUGAGAUAAAGGCUGGCGCAUUGACAUUCUCACACCUUAAACAGCUCUUAAAGCUUUACACUAGACAGCGUGACAAAGCUAUGAUGCUUAGCAUGAUUGAUGAGCCGGUCACUCUUCUACUUCUCCGAGAUCUCUUUACCAUCUUUUACGAGCCACUCGUGCGCGUAUAUAAAACUGCCAAUAUCCACCAUAGAGUAACGGAUUUUGCUAACUUUGUCGAUGAUUUAAUUAUUGUCGUCGACCGAUGUCGCCAACAGGACUUUUCUGCCGACCCAAAUCAGACAGUCCAAGCUUUUAUUGAUCUUUGUGCGCGACACGAGCAUAACCUUUAUGGAUUUGUACAUGAUGUUCACUCACAUGACAAUGGGCUAUUUACUAACUGGAUGAAUUGGAUUGAAGAUAUUCUCGAAUUCUUACGGCAUGGUCCAAAAUCGGGGAAAUUAGAUAUUAAUGCACUAUUUUCGGAAGCUAUAAGCUCUGGGUUAAUCGAUAAAGAAAAGGCUAUCCUGGAGAUUGAUAACUUAGUAUCAUGGCAAGAGGCGCGCAAGAGAUGGCAUCACAACAAGACACGACAGAAGAUGGGUGCUGAUGAUAACAGCAGUGUCUUGUCAACGCUUCCGGGUAGCGCUACGUUCAGGAGCUCUGAUUUUGGCUUGGACGCGAUGGAUUUAGAAGAAAUGACUUAUGAUGAAGGAGAAAUGAGUAGUUACAACGAAGAGCAAGAUAACAUAAGUCCACUCGUUGCUGAGAGACAACGUAGGGCCAGUAAGCAAAGCAAUUUAAGGAGAUCAGCAGGAGAACCAGUAAAGCCUGAAGUAGUCGAGGUAUGCAAGAUUAAAGAACAAUUUCUGGCAAGGUUGCGUAGUGUGCUCUCUGAGUGA